AUGCGGAUUGUCACAGGCGUCUCCCCCGUCGCCGGCGCCGUCAUCGGCCCCGCCCACGUCAUCCGGGAGCACGUGACCGUCAACCGGCAGCUGGGCGUGCCCGUGGCGCAGCCCGUGCCCGUCCCCGUCACCAGGAACAUCCCAGUGCCCGUGCCGCAGCCCGUGCCCGUGGCUGUGGACCGGCCGUACGCCGUGGCCGUGCCGCAGCCCCACCCGGUGCCGGUGGACCGGCCGUACGCCGUGCCCGUGGACAGGCCCGUGCCCGUGCCGCAGCCCUACGCCGCGCCCUACGCCGUGCCCUACAACGUGCCCUACCCCGUGCCCCACGCCGUGCCCGUCCCCUACGUGCGCCAGGUGGCCGUGCCCGUCCCCAAGCCCGUGCCGGUGCCCGUCGUCCACGACACCCCAGUGGCCGUCGCCGCCCACGGCCACUUGUCCAGCUCCUCGCUGAGCGUCCCGGCCGAUGAGCACGCGUGGUGA
Thrips palmi is the source of this 480-nucleotide messenger RNA. RefSeq names its product tetra-peptide repeat homeobox protein 1-like. NCBI's taxonomy places the organism in Eukaryota, Metazoa, Arthropoda, Insecta, Thysanoptera, Thripidae. The record is from RefSeq and is a predicted model, not a curated record. Bases 1 to 480 code for a protein of 159 amino acids. The transcript has 3 exons.